GAUAACUGCAAGUCUAUAACGCCAAAAGGUCUAAAAAUCCAUCGUCACUAAUUCCUCUUUCCCUCCUUAAAACAGUUUGCUUCAAAUACAAGCCCCUCCCUCACUCUUUUCUUGAAUUGGACAACCAACAUUCAUGUGAAGCUACUAUUUUCCUUUUCUUCUUACAUAUAGUCUUUCCUUUCUCUCUUAACAUAAACAGCAACAACAAUAUACUCAUCUCAGGUCUGAUCAUUCACAGAUCUUACCCCUACCUUUUGUGGGAUAGAGAGAGCUGUUACCCUCUGCUCAAAACAGAGUUUCUCUCUAACAUAAAACAGAGUUUUUUGUUUUCUUGACUUAAAUCUGUUCUAUGGGGCUGGUGAGAUUGACAGGUUGUGUGAAGAAUUAUGAUUGGGGUCAACCAGGGAAGGAAUCACGUGUGGCGCGACUGUAUGCUUGUAAUAGUGGUGACUACCAUGUUGAUCAGGACAAGGCUUAUGCAGAAUUUUGGAUGGGGACUCAUGAUUCUGGGCCUUCAUAUGUUGUGGAUGGAGUAGCUGAGCAUGGAUUGACUAAUGGUGGGGAGAGAAAGAAGUUGAUGUUGAAGGAGUGGACUGAAAAGAAUCCUAGUGUUCUUGGACAUAAGGUUGUCAAGAAGUGGGGUAACAACCUUCCUUUUCUCUUCAAGGUACUAUCUGUUGCAAGAGCGUUGUCCAUACAGGCCCAUCCAGACAAGGAUUUGGCCACUCGAUUGCAUAGUGAGCUGCCGGAUGUUUAUAAGGAUGACAAUCACAAACCGGAGAUGGCAUUGGCGUUGACAGAAUUUGAGGCCUUAUGUGGAUUUAUAAGUCUUGAGGAGCUUAAGUUGAUUGUUCAAACGGUGCCCGAGAUUGUUGAAGUGAUUGGUACUGCACACGCAGAGCAAGUGUUGGACUUGAAUGAGGAUAGUGGGAAGGAGAAUGGUAAAUUAGUGCUACAAUCAGUAGUUACUGAGCUGAUGUCAGCAAGCAAGGAUGUGGUUGCUGAAGCGAUAGCCAAGCUGAUUAGUCGCCUACACAUUAAAGAUCAGGCUAGGGAGCUGACAGAGAAAGAACGAGUGGUACUGAGACUUGAGAAGCAGUAUCCAGCUGAUGUUGGUGUCUUGGCUGCAUUCUUGUUAAAUUAUGUGAAACUUAAUCCUGGUGAAGCUUUAUAUUUAGGGGCAAACGAACCUCAUGCUUAUAUAUAUGGUGAUUGUGUUGAAUGCAUGGCAACAUCAGACAACGUGGUACGUGCUGGCUUAACUCCAAAGCACCGGGAUGUUAAAACUCUAUGCUCAAUGCUCACUUACAAACAGGGUUUUCCUGAAAUUCUGCAGGGUGCUGCAGUAAAUCCUCACAUUAUGAGGUACAUUCCUCCUUUUGAUGAAUUCGAAGUCGAUCGCUGUAUUCUUCCCGAAGAAUCAACUGCUGAAUUUCCCGCCAUUCCGGGUCCAUCCAUUUUUAUGGUUGUGGAGGGAAAGGGAACAGUGACCACACCAUUGAACGAGAUUAUUCGCGAAGGUGAUGUGUUUUUUACACCUGCAAACACCAGCAUUACUGUUUCAACAUCUUCUGGUUUGCAUUUAUAUAGAACAGGAGUAAACAGCAGUUUUUUCAACGAGUGAGAGUUGUGCACAUGCUAGAGCGUAAAAUAGUUCAUUAAUUUCAUCUGUACUGAAGUUGGCUGAUCCAACCUUGUAAUAUUAGUCUGGGCAUGUACAUGCUACUUCUGUGAAUCAGGUAUGUAAGAUUAAUAUGAAUAUUGGUAUAUUUGCCUCA
Lycium barbarum (goji berry) is the source of this 1778-nucleotide messenger RNA. Its product is annotated as mannose-6-phosphate isomerase 1-like. The transcript is spliced from 5 exons. Gene Ontology annotation, molecular function: mannose-6-phosphate isomerase activity; zinc ion binding. The record is from RefSeq and is a predicted model, not a curated record. Gene Ontology annotation, biological process: GDP-mannose biosynthetic process; carbohydrate metabolic process. Gene Ontology annotation, cellular component: cytosol. Lineage: Eukaryota; Viridiplantae; Streptophyta; Magnoliopsida; Solanales; Solanaceae. The coding region runs from base 350 to 1624 and encodes 424 amino acids.